Limanda limanda (common dab) is the source of this 3018-nucleotide messenger RNA. Its product is annotated as HHIP-like protein 1. Gene Ontology annotation, cellular component: membrane. The transcript is spliced from 14 exons. The coding region runs from base 1 to 3018 and encodes 1005 amino acids. The record is from RefSeq and is a predicted model, not a curated record. NCBI's taxonomy places the organism in Eukaryota, Metazoa, Chordata, Actinopteri, Pleuronectiformes, Pleuronectidae.
AUGACCCCGUGGACCAGUAAUCCGGCGCCCAAGUGCAUCCUGUCGCACGCCCGCUUUCCCCACCGACUUCUGUCUGCGCUGCUGUUGCUCCUCCAGCCCUGGUGGGGGAGCUGUCACCCCCAGUGUUUGGACUACAAGCCUCCGUUCGAGCCCCGGCUGCCAUUGGUCCUCUGCAAGGAGUACUCCAAGUUCGGAUGCUGUGAUGUGGAGAGAGAUGGGGAGAUAUCGGUGAAGUUUUACAGCAUAAUGGAGAACUUUGACCAUUCGGGCUUCGUCACCUGUGGCAAGUACAUACGCAGCAUGCUCUGCCAGGAGUGUUCUCCAUACGCCGCCCACCUGUUUGAUGCCGAAGAUGCCAACACGCCUAUGCGGAUGUUGCCUGGUUUGUGUGGUGACUACUGCUCCGACUACUGGCACCAGUGUCGCUACACACUCAGUCUCCUCUUGGAGGACCUGGGGAGCCCUUAUCAGUUUGCAAACUUGACGGCAACGUUAGAAGAGGACCGCAGAAAGUUCUGCAACUAUCUGGAGCUGAAGGACAAACAGUACUGUUAUCCAAAUGUGCUGACGAAUGCAGAGCUAAAUGCUCAACUUGGCUUGGUACGUGAAGAUCCUAAAGGUUGUCUGGAGCUGUGUUUACAGGAAGUCGCCAACGGGCUGCGUAACCCCGUGGCCAUGAUUCAUGCAGAUGAUGGGACUCAUCGCUUCUUCGUGGCGGAGCAGCUGGGUUAUGUGUGGGUGUAUUUGGCCAACGGCUCCCGGAUCGACCGACCUUUCCUGAACCUCACUCGGGCAGUCCUCACCUCACCUUGGGCUGGAGACGAGCGAGGAUUCCUCUGCAUCGCCUUGCACCCCAGGUUCACAACCGUCAGAAAAGCCUAUGUGUAUUAUUCUGUGUCUGUAAAGAAGGAGGAGAGGAUACGUAUUAGUGAGUUCACACUGUCAACUCAUGAUGAAAACCAGCUGGACCACUCCUCCGAGAGAACCAUCCUUGAGGUGGUAGAGCCAGCGUCCAAUCAUAAUGGAGGACAGCUUCUUUUUGACCAUGACGGAUAUCUGUACAUCUUCAUCGGAGAUGGUGGCCGAGCAGGAGACCCCUUUGGAAAGUUUGGCAAUGCACAAAACAAGUCAACACUUCUUGGGAAGGUGCUGCGUGUCGAUGUGGAGGAUAACGACGAUGGUGCUCCGUACAGCAUUCCGUCAGACAACCCGUUCCUGAGGGAGAUUGAAGCACGACCUGAGAUUUAUGCCUAUGGAGUGCGCAACAUGUGGCGUUGCUCCAUUGACCGCGGCGACCCCUUCACAGGGCGAGGCAGAGGCCGGAUGUUUUGCGGUGACGUGGGCCAGAACAAAUACGAGGAGGUGGAUCUCAUUGUUAAAGGAGGCAACUACGGAUGGAGGGCCAAAGAGGGCUUCAGCUGCUACGAUCGCAAACUCUGCCAGAACUCCUCUCUGGAUGACAUCUUGCCGAUCUUUGCCUACCCCCACAAGUUGGGAAAAUCAGUGACAGGAGGAUACAUCUACAGAGGCUGCCAGAUGCCCAACCUCAACGGACUCUACUUCUUUGGGGAUUUCAUGAGCGGGCGUCUGAUGUCUUUGAAGGAGAACGUCACCACCGGUGAAUGGCACUACAAUGAGAUCUGUAUGGGAACAGACCAGACCUGCAGAUUCCCCAAACUCAUCAACAGUUAUUAUAAAUACAUCAUCUCUUUUGCGGAGGAUGAGGCAGGUGAGCUGUAUUUCUUAGCCACAGGGUCCGCGAGUGCCACAGCCAGAGCAGGCGUCAUCUAUAAGAUAGUGGACCCUUCCAGACGAGCCACACCAGGAAAAUGCAGCAUCAAGCCUUCGCAUGUCAACAUUAAGGGCAAACUGAUUCACUUUCACCCCAAAGAAGAGUUCGUAAUCAACAAGAAACCAACAACGACACCUUUUCCCACCACAACCACACGAAAACCUACAACAACAACCAAAAAGUCACCAAGAAAACCCAUAAUAAUCAUAAAACCACCAAUGCCAACAAGAAAAACAAUAAGAAAAAUGCAGCCACCGCCAACAACAGCGUCACCAAGAAAACCGACACCGCAGACUACGAGAAAAACAACAACGAGCAGGGCAACAUUACCAGCAACAUCAAAUAUAAAAGCAACAACAAUAAAAACAACCUCUGCCACGACAAUAAAAUCAACAACCUCACCCACAGCUGUCCAGAUGGCCACGGAAACAAGUCCCACCACAACUACACCCACCGGUUAUCGCACAACCGUCAUGACUGCAGUCUCCUCUAGGAUUGCUCAAACCCCAAUCAUCACCACACGUCCAACAAGGAGACAUGAGAGACCGUUUCAGUAUCCACCUAGUACCACAUCCCAACCUUUAACCUCACCAAAGCUUCCUCCUUCUCCAUCCGAAACAUCCUUGAAACGAUCUGAGAUUGCUCUGACCUCUACGCGUUACCCUGAGCCCCCCAGAGCGUGGACCACACCUCGUCCAACGUACUGGAGCCAGAAACCCACCUUGUCUUCCUACAUGCCCCAGAGACCACCAGCCAACGGCACGCUGCCUAAAGCUCAAGAGGAGCGUUGGCUCGGAGAGAAGCAGGAAAGUGCUGUGGAGGGGAACCAAGUGUAUAAGAGGCCCAGAGGAAGAGGUAGAGGUCAAAUCUUCAAAAGAGGAAGAGGAGGGAGAAGGCUGAGGGCUGGCUCAUUGCGACUGGUGAGCACUGACGGUUUAUUGGAUCGAGGCAGAGUGGAGAUCUUUAUCCGAGGAGAGUGGGGGACAGUGUGCGAUGACCUUUUCACCACCAAGUCGGGCACUGUGGUGUGUCGCCAGCUCGGCUUCACGACGGCGCUGGCAGUGAUGAAGAGGGCUGCGCUGGGGGAGGCUGACAGCAGAGUCAGGAUCUUUCUGGACGACGUGGAGUGUGAAGGCGAGGAGAGUUCGCUGCUGGAGUGCAAGAGAUCCAGGGUUGGGAAACACAACUGUUCACAUGGGGAAGAUGUGGGUGUGAUCUGCGGUUAG